This is a messenger RNA of Gilbertella persicaria, 695 nucleotides long. RefSeq lists its product as uncharacterized. The transcript has a single exon. The record is from RefSeq and is a predicted model, not a curated record. The annotation marks the transcript as partial. Lineage: Eukaryota; Fungi; Mucoromycota; Mucoromycetes; Mucorales; Choanephoraceae.
GCAACAUUUCUGUCUUCUUUUUCUUUAUCUUACAAUGUCACCAAUUGAGUUCUUGUUACACCCUCCCUCACCAACACUGAACCAUGUCACUUUGCCGCCUAUCAGCACACUCAUAAAAGAAAUAGAUAAUCUACCAUCACUCCAAAUCCCUUCUCCAACACUCUCUUUUGCAUCUUCUGUCUCUUCACCAUCUUUAUCGCCUCUGCUAAGCCCACUCUCCAUACCAGACAUGGAUAGUCUCAAAAGAAAAAGAGGGAGACCACCAAACAGAAAAGAAAAAAAAGAUCAUUUUACAUUCAUAACACCUACUGUAUGUGAUAUCAUUCAACAUCCUAUACUUCCUCAAGAAAGACUUGUUCAAGAAGAACCUCAAGAUUUCAUGGUAUUGCAUUGGCAACAGAAAAAUAAACUUGCUAAUAGCAGCACGACGCCAAAAAAGAAGAGAGGCAGAAAACCUAAAAUACAGUUGGCAGGCAAUUUUUGCUUUGUCUGGCGUGAUCUCACUGCUCGCCGUAGUGCGAAUAAGAAAAAAAAAGAAAAGACUGCUUAAUAUACCUCCUUCUUUUUCUUUAUCCCAAAUAUGAACUAAUUAUUCUAUGUAUAAAUUGUAUGUAUGUAUGUAAAUGUAAUAAACGACUCCUUCUUUCUUGGCUCUUUUCUUUUUCUGGGCAUGCGCACAGACAGACUAAGGAGUU